Molecule: messenger RNA, 2422 nt
Organism: Neoarius graeffei (lesser salmon catfish)
Lineage: Eukaryota; Metazoa; Chordata; Actinopteri; Siluriformes; Ariidae
Product: cilia- and flagella-associated protein 91-like
Exons: 15
Coding region: 95-2194 (699 amino acids)
Source: RefSeq, a predicted model, not a curated record
CACUGUCUUUCCUUUCCUCUGUAAUCAGACAGGAACACACAGUUUCACAUUCCACACUGUACAAAACAUAACACAUUUUAGUAAAAAAAAAAAAAUGUUUUACCUUGCAAACCACUCUCAUCUAUACCCCACACAUACUGUAUUUGUGUGUGAUGUGGUGAACACUUUUUGCAGCAGCUUGCGUGUGUGUUCUUGUACCAGGGUGCUGCCGGGUGUUCAGCUGCACAAGCCCAAACCUGAGGACGUCUCUGGAGCAGACCGCUGGAAGUUUUUUAGGAGUCCACUCAUCCCCUUUGCUCAGCAGAUCCCACCUGAUGUUAUUUUUGCAUUACCCAACGGUGACUCUCAAAAUACCCAGCAGGAAGGCUCUGAGUGGAUGAGUGUUCAGCGCACAGUGGGAGUUCAGACAGAUUACCGUGACAGUGAGACUCAAACUGAUCCGUACACCCCUGAGUAUGUCCUACAUCCAGGAGCAGCGAUUCCAGAAAUCCUCACUCUGGCCACAUUCUCUUGGGGUCAUGGGCUUCCUGCUGGCCUGGAUGAAGUUGAAAUGAUUGAAAGAGCAAGGAAGAAGAGGACAUGGGAGGCCAGCCUACCACCUCUGAAUGAUCUCACUCAGCUGGACAAGAGGAAGAGGAUGAUGGAUGAGAUGGAGAGGAAGGAGUGGGCUUUCAGGGAGAAGGAGAUUGAGAAGCUGCAAGAGGCUCGAUUGGCUCUUCUCAGGCGGUUUUUACAGGAGAGAGAGUCACAACAGGAGAAGAUCACAGUGCAGCAGCUGGAUAAGCAUUUUUCCCAGCAGCAAAGAGAGAAAGAAGAACGACUCCAGAAAAUACGCAAUAACUAUGAACGCUCUUUACGGAAACUCAUGGCAAAGAGGAAGACAGUGGAAGGGAAGUGGAUGAAACGGAAUAUUAUCAGUGAGCACUUGGAUUACAGCUCUCAGACGUACGCUCCACUCUCCCGCCACGGAGUCUUCCCUGAUCGACACUCACAACUCGACACUGUCAAGACCCACUUCCUCAAUACCUACCAAGGUCUUUCAGAGCUGGAAGCAAGUCUUCCACCUUCGGUCCUGGAGCCACAAACAAAAGCCCCUAAGCCAAAGAACAAAGGUUUCAUCAGUCGCUCAGACCGCUGGGAUCUUGAGUUAAUGAAGACUCACCAGGCAUUGAUAGACAAGAAGGUUCAGGUGGAGGAAAAGAAGCCUCUACGCUUCCUUUACAGGGUGGAGAAACCAGUCCCUCGUCCCCCGACACCUGUGGUGGACGCGCCUCCUGAGGGAGAAGAGGAAAAGGAGCUUGCUGUCAUUUUCCUACAGAAGCUGCUCAGAGGCAGAUCCAUCCAGAACCAGAUGCUGGAAGGCGUAGAGAAGCAGCUGGAGCUGAUCCAGGAGCUCCGCACCACCCACGCCCUGCAGCAAGAGGAGCAAGAACUACAGAGAGCAGAUAAACAGGUCACACUGGCCCUGCGGAGAGAGAGAGAGAAACAUGAGAGCAGGAUGUCUGAGAUACAGAGUUAUGUGGAUGGCCUUUCAGGGGAGGUGAUUGGCGACACGCUGGACUUCCUGGCGAAGGAGCUGGUUCGCCUCCAGGAGGAAAGAAGGAUCCAUGCUUUCAUUCUGCUGGCUGAAAGAGACCGCCGCCUUCGCGAGGCUGAGGAGAGUGGGCGGAGACAGGUGGAAGAACGGAGACGGAGAGAGGAAGAUGAGAUCUUUCGACAGGUGAUGAAGGUGCACCAGGCCACAGUGGAUCUAUACCUGGAAGAUGUGAUCCUGGAUAGCAUCGAUCAAACCGCCGAGGCUCAGGCCAGAGAAGAGAUCCACCACAUGGCAGAGGAGCUCAACAACAUCACCUAUACCAUGGAGGAAACGAGAAACAAUAUGCAGUCAGAGGAGAUUGUAGCUCAACUUGUCCACAGCUUCCUCAUUCCUGAAGUACAGAAGGUUAUUGCCCGUGACAGAGUGAAGCAGAGUCAAAGGAGGCAUGUGAAUGCAGCACGUACCCUCAUCCAUGGCACUGAUAACUCCUCCACAAGCCCUCGGCCCCUCUCUCCCCCGACCAGAGCCUCCACCUCACUGCUCUCUCAGAUCGUCAAGCAGGUGGAGGAGGCUUCAUGCAACGGUGAUCACCAUCAGGAGAAUGAACACACGGAGUCGGGAAUAAAUGGUGACUUUGGAGAAACAUAUGUGCAAUAGAGAGUGAACAUGAAACCAGGACCAAUCACCAAAUAAAGCAGUUUAGAUAGUAAUAUGUGUGGAAAUUGUUUCAUAUUCAGUAGUAUGUAUCAGAGUCCUUCUGCUCCUUUGGUCUGUUUAAAGGCAAAAACUGACAAAUGUACCAUAGUAAGCCUACAGAGAUCUUCAACAUGGUGAAACAGACUCAUACACUUCUACUAUUCUUUAAAAUAAAUGUACAAAUCAGUU